UUCCCAUAAACCCUAGUGCAAAUUACACCAACUGGUUUCCUGCCUUGCCUUGCCUUGCCUUGUCUGGGUUUAAGCUUCAAAACCGCCAAAACGCCACCGCCGCUGCACCGGUUGCGCUCCGGCACAGAAGGCGCUCUCUACAAUCGCCGAUUUACUUCAGUCCCAGAGUUUGGAGCUAUCCCGGGAGAUUUCUCAUACUCAAUUCUCCAAUGGCUUCAUUCCUCGACUCGCAGUUGCAAGCUAUCAAAUCCUUUGUACAGGCGGACUCGGAGCCGCUCAAUAGGCCGUUCACUCGACCUUCGAUUCUUUAUGACCCCAAAGAAGCAGCUGACAUCAGUAUCGACACUAUAUUCAGCAUUGCCUUGCAUGGUCUGGAGGUUCUUAUUAGCUUGGAUGAGCGUUUCAGAAAUUAUAAGAAUAAUUUGUUUAGCUACAAAAGUAGAGAGCAGGAUAGGGAGUUGAUGGGUGAAGAGGAAAACAAACGUAUUAACGCUACAAUUAGUUCGUACCUGAGGCUGAUUUCAGGACACUUUCAACAACCUUCGUCUCUUAGGACUUUAGAGUACUUGAUUCGCAGAUACAAGAUUCACGUGCAUAAUGUUGAGGACUUGGUUCUUUGCGUCUUACCAUUCCAUGACACUCAUGCUUUUGUUCGAAUAGUGCAGCUGCUUGUUUUGGGGAAUAGUAAAUGGAAAUUUCUAGAAGGUGUGAAGCUGUCUGGCGCUCCACCACCAAGGAAGGUUAUAGUGGAACAAUGUGUCCGUGAUCGUGGUGUUUUGGAAGUUUUAUGCAAUUGUGCUGCUCCAUCAAAGAACUUCCAUCCAGCGAGGCCAGUUGUCAAUUUCUGCACUGCAGUUGUUAUAGAAGUUUUGGGCUCUCUUUCAAGCAUCGAGCCCAAUGUAUUAAACAUAGUUCUUUUGUUUGUUAAAACUGGACUCCAGCCUGGCACCAAGGGGAUCUCCGAUCAGAAGGCUGGUGCUUUGAUGAUUGUUGGUCUGCUAGCGAACAAAGUCACAUUGAUACCUAAGCUUGUUAAGAGUUUGAUUCGAUCAGUCUCUGAGAUUGCUAAAGAGGGUGCGAGGGAGUCGAGUGAUAUGCAAUCAGUUCGACUCUCACUUAUGGCUUUAAUCACCCUUGUUCAGUUACAAUCAGUUGACAUAUUUCCAAGAAAGGUAUUGGAUGUUUUGAUGGAGAUUAGGGAUUUAGCUAGUAUUCUUUUGGAACUAUCCAGAGAGUUCAACAUCGAUCAAUUCCUCUCCAUCCUUAUGGAUUCUUUAGUCGAAUAUAGUUUCUCUAACGACUUGUGCCAACGUGGUUUGAUCUCAAUAAUUGAGACUGUUCCGAUGAAGCAUUUAAUGCAUAAUAUGGUCACCAAGGUUAUAGCGAGCUGCUCUAAAUUGUCAGAGAAGACUGACAAUCCAAGCUCUUCUAAUCCAGGUACUUGGGCCAAGAAGAUCUUAGUUGUUGUCAAUAAAGUUUAUCCUUCAGAACUCCAUUCUGCUGUUCGGAAGUUCUUGGAGGACGCUAAAUUGCAACAUAAUAUAGGGGGCUCCGUAUAUGAGAUCGUUUGCAAUACUUUAGAUGGGAGUUUGGACAUGUCAUUGCCUAUUUCAGAUUCGAAACUUUUGUUUGCUUUGCAUCAUCCUAAGGCUGAGGUUCGUUGUGCUACUCUUUCAAAUUUGAGCAUGGCUGGAAAUUUGAAAGCUAAAACGGAUCAUUUAGAGAGUUUAGUGACUGUUCAAGAUGCCAUAUUGAAACUACUUCGGGAUGAUGACCUCACUGUUGUUCAGAAAGCUAUCACUCUUGAUGGAUUAUCUGACAUAUUGAGUUCUUCUGAUCUUCUCAAAGCCUUUAAGGAUGUGCUUUUUAGAUGUAUUGGCAUUUUGACAUCUGGUUCUUCAGGUAAUGGCGAUCUUGCUGCUGAUAUAGCUUUUGAAUGCUUAAAGAGCUUGAAAGAAUAUUUCUACGGUCAUGCUGGUGAUCUGCAGAUACUUACAUUUCCCUUACUUUUAAUUUUACCCAAGACUCGGAGGUUGAAUUUAAAAGCUCUGGAAUUGGCUAAGGAAAUAAAAUGGCCUUUUUUCCAGAAUCUUGCUGUUGUCAACACAGAGAUGGAGUUGCAACGUGGUAACAUGAACUCAGUAAAUAUGGAGGUUGUUAAUAGUUUGGCAAAGUCGUUCUUGUUACAUCCGGGGGAGUAUGCACCUUGGCUGAUUGAGUGUUGCAAAGCUUACGAUUCUUCCAGAGUACUGUUCCUCCUUGUUGUGCUGCAGUCAUCAGUCAUGCAAAAAGACAAUAGCACCCACUUUUUGGGAUUCUUUGAAGUUAUUUUCCCUGUUUUGAAGAUCGAAUGGGAUGUAUAUGAGUCUACUUAUGGUGUUUCUAUUGACAAGUUUAAAACUGAAAUGUUGGAUUGGGACUGCAAAAGAUUCCUGGAUCAGUUAGUUAAAGAGGAUCACAAUGAUUUGAACGCAGUUGCUCUAAUUUGUAUAUUUUGGAGAUUGUUAGAUGCAUAUUUAUCUUCAGUGAAUCCAGAUAUGAUGCUGGAUAAGAAGGAAAAAUGGAUUUCCAUGUUCAGCGAUUUGUUUGUGUUCUUCGCGACCUCUCGAUUUAAGCAUGUCUUCAAGGAACAUCUCCAUUACCUUGUCAAAAACUUCAAGAUAUCUCCUGUUCAUUUACUUUCUAGGUUUAUCACUAACGAAGGUGUUCCUGCUUCAGUGCAAGUUGAGAGUCUCCACUGUUUUUCUUAUCUUUGUUCUCAUUCAGAAGAAGAUUUGCAUGUUCAACUCUUUGCGGAAUUCCCUUCACUACUCAUCCCACUGGCCAGUGAUGACAAGGAUACCAGGAUUGUGGCCAUGACCUGCAUUCAAGGGUUAUUUUCAUUACUGGGUCAUGGCAACUUUUCUUGCAAGAAAAAUGGAAACAACGCUGUAUGGAAUCACUUUCUAGAUAAACUUUUGGGUCUGAUGGUUGAGCAAAAAAGACUCAUAUUAUCUGACAUAAAUUUUCUCCCGUCCCUUCUAGCAUCUUUGCUUGGUUCAUCCUCCAACAGCCUUUUGGUUCCUCAGAGCAUUGAACAGAGGUUUGAUAAAGCUACAAAAGAAAUGAUUCUUGCUUUCAUUUUGGGCUAUGCUUUACAGCUUUCUGAUUAUGGGAAGCUGAGGAUUCUUUCUCUGUUCAAAUCGAUGGGAAAUGCUAUUCUGCAUGUUAAGGAAGUCGAGGCUCUAUUAACUCUUCUUUUGGAAAGACGCAAUAGAUAUCAUCUUGCACUUGACAGAUCCAUCCAUAACUUGUCGGCAAUUGAAGUUUCCAUCUUAUGCCUUCUGCUUGAAUGUUGUGCUACACCAUCUUCUUUCAAUUGGCAAGUUUCUGAAGAUUAUUUGUUGAAGGCAUUGCAAUUAAAUGGUAGCACUCCUAGUGCAGAUGCAGUUGUACGUCCUUCUUUAUCUAUCUUGCAAAAGCUGAAUGAUCAAAUAUAUGGCAUGAUGAGGAAUGAAAUUCAGGAAUUUCUGUUUUCAAAACUAGUUUUGUUAUUUCGGGACGCUGACAAUAAUGUACAAAGUGCCACUCGAGAAGCCCUGAUGCGCAUACAUAUUACUUCCUCCACCGUUGGGCGGAUGCUUGGUUACAUGAUGAAAUGUGAAAGUUUUGUUGGCAAUUCGGUGGAUAGGAAGAAGAAAAAGAAAUCCAUCGAGUAUCAUAUAUCCAGCUCGCCCUAUGAUAUGAUAUCUAAAAAGGAGAAUUCAUUCUCUUUGUUAAGUUCUGUUCUUGAUAUUUUACUACUGAAGAAAGACAUGGCUAACAGGGAAUCCCUUAUAGGACAAUUAUUUAUGCUUCUUGGGAAAGUAUUUUCAGAGGAUUGGGUAAAUGCUGCUCUCGCACUUCAUGAGCAGUCGAACCAUGCAGUAUCUGGUGUUUCUCAGGGCACGUCUGAUGCAAUUGGCUACAUAAGGCAGACAAUCUUAAUAAUUCUUCAAGAUAUCUGUUCAUCGGUCGUGACUACUACCCCGCAAGAGGUUCAGUGGAGAAAUGAUAUUGAUAUCAAAUUGUUGGUUGAUCGUACUCAUUUAUCCAAGGAUGGAGUCACCCGUAACCAUGUGUAUUCAUUAAUUUCUUGUGUGGCAAAAUUUAUCCCUGAAAAACUUGUGGAUCAUAUGCUUGAUAUUCUUACCCUCAUUGGUGAAUCUGCUGUCAGACAGGUUGAUAGCCAUUCAGAACGUGUACUUGAGGAUCUUAUUGCUGCUGCUGUUCCAUGUUGGCUGUCAAAAGCUGAGAACAUGGAUAAAUUGCUUGAGACUUUUAUCAGCAUAUUGCCUGAGAUUGCUGAAGAUAGAAUGUUAAAAAUAUUCCAAUACUUAUUAAGGACCGUGGGGGAAUGGAAUGGCUUGGCUUCGUUGCUUUUGCUUCUUUUUCAGUCACUGGUUACGAAAUUACCUUCCUUGGAGGAUUUUCAUGGUCCAGAUGGUUUUUUGUCUUUUGUACAUAGAGAAAGGGAGUAUGGGUUUGCAUUGCAUAUUUGUGAGCAGUAUUCAUGCACGACUUGGCUUCGUGCUCUUGCUGCAAUGUUUAAGGACGUGGGUCUGGAUAACUUUUGUGUGGAAUCACUAAAGAAAUUGCUUCUGGCCUCAAAAUUUUCUGUAGACAAAUUGCAAGGCCCAGAAUUUGCUUUCAGAUUAGCAUCACAAGAAAGCUUGGAUGACAUACAGAGUAUUCUUGGAGAUCUACUGGAGCAGGUUGUUUAUCUAGCCCAGCUUGUUGAUACAAGGAGCCAGGAAAUUGGUAUACCUGUGGCUAUCAGGAAGGAAAUAAAGGAGUAUAUGCAUGCUAUUUUGAGAAGUAUCACUAGGGUUAUGAGUCCUUCAGCUUUCUUAAGAAGCAUCAUGAAUUUGCUUGGCCAUAAUAAUAGAAGUGUUGGGAAAAAGGCUCUCAAGCUUCUAUGCGAAACAGUCAAAGAACAAAGCACGAUGAAGUCAAAGAAAAAGGCAAGGAAAGAGAGGACUUCUGGAAGUCCCUGGCUCAACAUGGACGAGAAUUUUCUCAAAUUAUUCGACAGUAUAUCUUUGAGAAUUGUUCACUUAAUUGAUGAUUCUACUGAUGAUUCUGAUAGUUCUCUUAAAGUAGCCGCAGUUUCAGCUAUGGAAAUUCUAGCCACUGCAUUUCCUUCUUACCAUUCAGUUACAAGUGUUUGGCUAGCGUCAAUUGCAAAAUAUGUUACUUCGAGCAACUUAGCUCUCUCUUCUAGCUGCCUUCGAACAUGCGGCACACUGAUCAAUGUACUGGGGCCAAGGUCAUUGAGUGAGCUGCCCAGUAUAAUGGGAAAGGUGAUAAAUGUGUCUCGUAGUUGUGUGGUUGAGAAUAGAAGAUGCAGUUCUGAAAUAUCAAUUCAAUCAUUAGAUUUAAGGGAAUCUGUUAUGCUUUCUGUUGCUGUCGCUUUGGAGGCCGUUGUAGAGAACCUUGGUGGAUUUCUUAAUCCUUAUCUUGGAGAUAUUUUAGAACUUGUGGUGCUUCAUCCUACCUUAGUACGGGGAUCAGAUUCAAAGCUGAAGUUGAAAGCAGACUUUAUACGGAAACUUCUGACAGAUAAAAUUCCUGUUCGUCUUGUCUUGCCACCUUUGUUGAAAUUUUUCUCUCGUGCUGUUGAAUCUGGAGAUUCAUGCCUUAUAAUCACCUUCGACUUGCUGGCAAACAUUGUUGGAAAGAUGGAUAGGUCAUCUGUUGCUGCUUACCACACACAGAUAUUUGACCUAUGCUUACUUGCACUUGAUUUACGCCACCAGCACCCUGUUUCUAUCACAAACAUGGAUGCUGCAGAAGACAGUGUUAUCAGUGCAUUGAGUUUGCUGACACUUAAACUUACUGAAAGCAUGUUUAAACCAUUAUUCAUUAGAAGCGUUGAGUGGGCAGAUUCAGAUUUUGAAGAUGGUGCAGGUGCUGCGCGCACAAGUGUUGACAGGGCCAUAUCUUUCUAUGGCCUAGUAAAUAAGCUUGCUGAGAAACAUCGGUCACUUUUUGUUCCAUAUUUCAAGUACUUGCUAGAUGGAUGCGUCCGUCACCUUACAAAUGCUGAAAAUGCAAAACAUACCGGUCCAGUACAAAAAAGGAAGAAGGCUAAGGUGCACAAGAGUGGCGAUAAUAAAGAGGAAAAUGGAGUGGUAUCACUUAAAAUCUGGCAUCUAAGAGCAUUGGUCUUAUCGUCAUUGCAUAAGUGCUUUCUCUAUGAUACUGGGAGCUUGAAAUUCCUUGAUGACUCAAAUUUCCAGGUUCUGCUCAAACCCAUAGUCGCACAGUUGGCAUCUGAGCCACCAGAAAUGCUUGACGAGAACACGAAUGCUCCGUCUGUAAAGGAGGUUGAUGAUGUUCUGGUGGUCUGCAUUGGUCAAAUGGCCGUGGCUGCCGGGAGUGACCUGUUAUGGAAACCCUUAAAUCAUGAGGUAUUGAUGAAAACCAGGAGCGACAAGGUUCGUAGUCGAAUUUUGGGUCUAAGAAUCGUGAAGUACCUAGUGGAUAAUUUGGAGGAGGAAUAUUUAGUACUUCUAGCUGAGACCAUCCCCUUCCUAGGCGAGUUGCUUGAAGAUGUGGAGCCGUCUGUUAAAUCUCUUGCACAAGAUAUUCUCAAGGAAAUGGAGUCUAUGAGUGGUGAAAGCCUUCGGCAGUACCUAUAAUGCUCUGUUGAGUUGUGAGUUCAAUCAUUUAAUGCUUCAACCGAAGACUGCUGGGUUUGGAAGAUGUGGCCAUUCACUGUUUAUUCAGGUGAUGUUUUACUCAACUCUUAUCUUUUGAUAUUUGUCUAAAACUGGUUUAGAAUAUGGAAAAAGCAGUUAGUUUUGAGGGCAAAUUUUGUGUAAUUGCCCAAAAUGGAACAGUUUUGUUUUGUUUUCAUAAGAAUUCUGUAAUAUAUCUGGUGUAUAUCCCUACAUCAUGUAUAUCAAUCAGUAUAUGCAAGUUAUUUUUAUUGUAUCAUAGAUUAUUCUUGAUUU
This is a messenger RNA of Momordica charantia (bitter melon), 6977 nucleotides long. RefSeq names its product ARM repeat superfamily protein. The record is from RefSeq and is a predicted model, not a curated record. NCBI's taxonomy places the organism in Eukaryota, Viridiplantae, Streptophyta, Magnoliopsida, Cucurbitales, Cucurbitaceae. Gene Ontology annotation, cellular component: 90S preribosome; small-subunit processome; t-UTP complex. Gene Ontology annotation, molecular function: snoRNA binding. Gene Ontology annotation, biological process: positive regulation of transcription by RNA polymerase I; maturation of SSU-rRNA from tricistronic rRNA transcript (SSU-rRNA, 5.8S rRNA, LSU-rRNA).